Molecule: messenger RNA, 2063 nt
Organism: Gasterosteus aculeatus aculeatus (three-spined stickleback)
Lineage: Eukaryota; Metazoa; Chordata; Actinopteri; Perciformes; Gasterosteidae
Product: protein yippee-like 5
Source: RefSeq, a predicted model, not a curated record
UACCAGCUCGGGGCGCAGACAGGAACAGCUGAAAAAGAAAAACAAAGCAGUGGACGACGACGGCAAAAACAACAGAUGUGCGUCUAAAAUAUACCUAAAUCGUCGGUGACAUUAUCGCUGGUGCGGACAUUUCGCGCCACUGGACAAAAUUAAGAAGCCUCUGGCCACUCGACCCCAGAGAUCCGACGAUGGGACGCAUCUUCUUGGACCACAUUGGCGGAACUCGCCUCUUCUCCUGCGCCAACUGUGACACCAUCCUAACGAACCGGUCCGAGCUCAUCUCAACUCGCUUCACGGGCGCCACGGGCCGAGCCUUCCUCUUCAACAAGGUGGUGAACCUCCAGUACAGCGAGGUGCAGGACCGAGUGAUGCUGACCGGCAGACACAUGGUGAGGGACGUCAGCUGCAAGAACUGCAACAGCAAGUUGGGUUGGAUCUACGAGUUUGCGACGGAGGACAGUCAGCGCUACAAAGAGGGGCGCGUCAUCCUGGAGAGGGCGCUGGUCAGGGAGAGCGAGGGCUUCGAGGAGCACGUCCCCUCAGACAACUCGUGAGCCCCUCGCCCCGGAUCACAUAGACGCUCGUUUCCCCCUCCCCUUUACCCCCCGACCCCCAAAGCAAAGUUUGGGGCUUCCACCGCGCCCUCCCACCACACCGGUUCCCUGUCUCCAGCCUAUGACCUUAGACCUCUGCCGAUGACAAUAGUGGUUUGUUGGCUCUACUUUUGCAGAAUAGGCUUCCUAAAAUCACUUCAUUUAUGUCACAGGGCAAAACUCCCCAAAACAGCGGCGACGCCGCCUCUGCAACUACACACCUCUCGCUGAAUUUCCACCACAUCACAAGGCAUGCGCCACACUUUUUCUUUUAAUGUGGUUAUCAAAGACGUGCGUGAUAAUAGACAAAGUCACACAAAAUAGACAUCACUUUGUUUUUGUUUUUUUACAUAACUAGAGGCAGUAGAGCUGGGAUUGACAUUUCAAGAGGACACAAAGGGGCGUUAAAGGCGACGAUCCGAACAGCACAAAGUUGUACAAUUCAUCCAAAAAUCAAUUCAGUUACCCACCCCCCCCCCCCUCUCCGUCCGUUACCGUGGAUUUUGUGCCUGCGUGAAGGCCAACGUGUCAUUUUCGGUGACUUGUGAAGAACAUGUACCUUCCAGCCAUGUGUCUUUACGUGUGACGGAGGACGAGUGGCCCUUGAGACGUCAUGGAGACAUUCUCUGGCCGGCUGCCACUUUAAGGACGUGAUUGUGAAAGGAUUGGUCACAGAAGCGCUUGAAGGGGGUCAGUACUGGGAGGAAAUAUGAGACAAGUUUAUGGACUGUCUCUGGAAAAAUAUCAUAGCAAUCAGCACAUUACAAUGCUGGACACAACAGAUCGGACAUGUUUAAAUCAAGCCUUCGGUUGACUGUACUCCAUUUAUUUAAACUGUCUUCAUUGCUUUCGGGGUAGUGACCCAUCCAUCUUUUAUAGGCCUCGGCUUUGGGCACAUUUAGUCAUAAGAUGACAUGUUUCUUACAACAUAAAACCAGGAAAGCUUUAAUGGAGUUCAUUAAAGUUGACUCUUUGUCCUUCGACUAUGCCAGAGACCCCAUUUUUUUAUCAUCAGUGUCCUUUGGGGAUUUCAAUGAAAAUGUCAAAUUUUAACAGAAAAGCAAGAAACAUCUCAACGUCCCUGACAUUUAAGGUUAUUUUUGGAGAUGGUUAUAGUGUGGCGGCAGCGCGCAUGCCCGCGGGGGUUACCGGCAUGGUCCCAAAAAAGGAGAACAAAUAGGACAGGACAUGGAGGAGUGUCCAUAACCCCGAGUCCGUGCAGUGUAAAGCUCAAGGCCGUGACGGGAUAUUGUCAUUAUCAUGUUAUGGUUCAUUUUUACCAUUACCAUUUUAGUGAUGGAACAUUGUUUUUAUUUGAACUAUAUGAUUAUUUUAUUGACUGAUUCUUUCAUCUUGUGUAUUUUUGGUUGUGGAGGAUUUAGAGGAAAAAAAAAGGUUUGUUCUUGAAUGGCUACUGCCAGUUUUUCUUUGAUGUGACUUCUAAAUAAACAUGUAGUCUUGCUGAGUUCA